GGGACCGGGGCGAUGUCGGAGCUGGAGCGGCUGCGGCUGAGCGAGAUCCCCGCGGGCCGGGAGCGGCUGCGGGAGCAGCACGGGAACCUGCUCAGGGUGGCCGAGUACUGCCACAGCAACUACCUGCAGGCCGGCGACAAGCGGCGGGCGCUGCAGGAGACGAUGGCGCUGAGCACGCAGUCCCUGGCCAGCGUCACCUACCAGGUCGGCAGCCUGGCCCGCGCCUUCCUGCGCCUCAUGGACCUGCAGGCGGCCCAGCUGCGCCAGCUGGAGGCCGAUGUCGCCUGCGUGGCACAGAGCGUGGACAUCCACAAGGAGAAGGUGUCGCGGCGCGAGAUCGGCGCCCUGACCGUCGCCAGGAGGUGCCUGAGCUUCCAGAAGGUUCUGCCCCCGCCGGAGCCCCCCGUGCCGGAGCCCUACUACCGGAGACCCCUCAACUUCAGCGCGCUGGACGGCGUGGGCCACGGGGUCAAGGACACCAGCACGCAGCUGUCCCGCACCGGCACCCUGGCUCGCAAAAGCACCAAAUCCUCCUCGGCCCAGGCUGCGGGGACACUGGGGAGGAGCAGCCGUGUCCCCGAGCCGGUGCAGCCGCCCGUGGUUCCCGCGGGGAAGCUCCCGAGCGGCUCCUGCGGCUCCUCCCCGCUGCCCCCCAGCUCCAGCGGGACUCCGGCAGCUCCUGGGGACGGAAUUCCUGCCCCGCCACCACUGCCGGGGCCACCCCCGAUGGCACCAUCCCCACCAGGGCAACCCCCGCCCCCGCCUGGCGCUGCCAUCCCCCCUCCGCCGCCCCUCCCUGGGCACCUGCUGCCCCCUCCCCCAGGUGAGUGCCCGGUGCCCGACCCCUUCUGGGCUCUCGCAGCCCCCGACGACCUCGAGCUGCCACCGCCGCCCCCGGCCGAGCCUGACCCUGGGGACCCGGCCCUGCCGCCGCCACCGGACCCAGAGGAGCCCCCGUGGGCCCCGCAGAGCCGCCUGUAGGAAGAGGUGUCCCCGCUCCCCGACCCGCGGCAGGAGGACACCGAGGACACCGAGCUGGGAACGCGGCAGGGAGGGAGCUGAUCCUGGGGGCAGCCCUGGAUCCCCGGGCUGCAUCCCAGCCCUGGAUCCCAGCCCU
This is a messenger RNA of Melospiza melodia melodia, 1117 nucleotides long. It is a transcript of the gene ABI3, whose product is annotated as ABI family member 3. Gene Ontology annotation, biological process: regulation of cell migration; neuron migration. The transcript is spliced from 9 exons. Gene Ontology annotation, molecular function: SH3 domain binding; signaling adaptor activity. NCBI's taxonomy places the organism in Eukaryota, Metazoa, Chordata, Aves, Passeriformes, Passerellidae. Gene Ontology annotation, cellular component: SCAR complex; lamellipodium; actin-based cell projection. The record is from RefSeq and is a predicted model, not a curated record. Bases 13 to 981 code for a protein of 322 amino acids.